AUGGACGACACAAUGGCCAGGAACAAGAACAAGAAGGGUCAAGCUGCACAGCAGCAGGCCGGCGAGAACAGCUCCAAGCCUGAGGAGAACAAGCCUGAAGAGACCAUGCCUGAAGAGAGCAAGCCCGAGGAGAGCAAACCCGAGGACAGCAAGCCCGAAGAGAACAAGCCCGAGGAAAGCAAGCCUGAAGGCACAACGCCUGUUGGCGAGUUCAACAACCCCACGGAAUCCAUGGGCAGUGACAGCAAUGACAACAAUGACAACAACACUGAAGAGAAGAAGGCCGAGGAGAACGCCCCCGGCAGCAGUGAUGAGAAGAAGCCUGAAGAUCAGCAGCAAUCACUAGAGGACGACAAGAAGCCUGGCGAUGAGGCGAAGCCGCAAGAUGAGCAGCAGAAGAAGCCCGCCGAAGAGGAGCAGAAGCCCGGCCAGGAGGCCGACAAGAAGUCGCAGCAGCAGGCUCAGGUACAGGAUGAGUCCGAGUCGCAAGAGGGCGACAACGUCGACAACGACAAGAAGCCCGAGGACCAGAAGCAACAGGAGCCCGCGAAGGUGCGGUCGCGAGACUCCGGCCGCACGGAGCAGGAAGCCGAGGCCGAAGAGCCCACGGAGCUUCAUGAUGACCAAGACGGCGAGGACUACGAUGACGAAGAAGGCGGAGAGUACUACGACGAUGAUGAAAAUGACGAGGGAGUCUACGAUGACGACUACUACUCUGGCGACGACCAGGAUGAGGAAGACUACGAUGACGACGAUGACUACGACGAAGAUGAAGAGGAGGAGGAGGGAGACGGCGGCAACUACACGACGUCGGGUCAACAAGAUAAGCGCGACGGCCAGACGCCGCGGAGCAAGGGUUACACCAACGACGACCCCUACCAGAAGAACAACCAGAUGAUGCAGCGCGGCGGCCGUCGCCAACAAGGCGGCGGCGAGGACAACUACCGCCAGCAGCAGAUGCAACAGCAGCAGCAGAUGCAGCAGCAACAGAUGAUGCAACAACAGCAGAUGAUGCAGCAGGGCGGCGGCGACAGCGGCGGAAAGAACCCGCUCAAGCUGAGGCUCGACCUCAACCUGGAUAUCGAAAUUACCCUCAAGGCUAAGAUCCACGGUGAUCUCACGCUGGCUUUGCUGUAA
This is a messenger RNA of Colletotrichum truncatum, 1137 nucleotides long. RefSeq lists its product as uncharacterized. Lineage: Eukaryota; Fungi; Ascomycota; Sordariomycetes; Glomerellales; Glomerellaceae. The record is from RefSeq and is a predicted model, not a curated record.